CCUGGCGCGUCUUGUAAAACUACAAACCCCGUCACAUCACACGAUAAUGCAGUGUGGACCGGAUUUGCACGCUGGGGUCCUGGCGCGAACCUAAACGGAGUUUGACUGCGCAUCGUUUCCUGCAAUGCUAUUUAUGGUGAAGAAAAAUUUAACAGGAGGAUGACAUUCUUUCAGCAGUUGAUGAUUCAUACAGUGCAGUAUGGGGGGCCAAGGAGACUCAUUACCGGGUUGUUGCACCAAGACAGAUCAGUCCCAGUUGUGUGCUUGUCAACCUCCUGUUUCUGGAACACCCGGAAAAACAACCCGUAUGGGUGUGUCGACCAGGAGAAAUACUCCUCUUUGGUGCGUUCGGUAGUGUCAUCGAAAGUCAGCUCACAGACUCCAACGAGCUUAGCUGAAGAGGACAGGAAGUUAUAUGGACCAGUUAUCAGAUCCAAGCCUGUAGCAGAGGACUGUGUGCCGAGAGCCCCCAAAAAUGCAGCCCCUUUGCUAAACCCCAGCAAGGUAUUGGACCAGACCCAGGAAGCUGCACUGAAAGCGCCGCUCCGGUUUGCUUUGCAGAGAGGCCAGGGAAGGUCAUACAUCCCCAGUGUGACCCGCAUUCUGCAGCAGACCAUGCCGCUCGAGCAGGCCUUUUAUUUGGAGAGGUGGAGAAAGAAAAUGAUCGCAGAGCUCGGGGAAGAGGGUUUUAGUCAAUAUACUGCAAGUAAGUCAGUUGUUAGCCUAAGCUGUAUUCACCCCAUACACCUUAUUUCCAUUCCUGCCAAAAUGACAACAGUCAAACCUGCACAUUCCAGUGAUCUGGAGGGAUUGGCUGAACAGGAGGAGGGAGGUGUGGAUGUGUGUGGAUAUAUACAGAGCGUGCAGCAUGUUCUGGCAGACGUCGGAGGUGUGCGGGCAAUCGAAAGCGCAGUCAAGCACCAGUCUCUGAGCUACACUGGCCUUGUAGACUGUGUAGCUGAGUAUCGAGGAAAGUUAUGUAUUAUUGACUGGAAGACCUCUGAAAAGCCAAAGCCCUUGUUGAGAAACACUUUCGAUAACCCUCUGCAAGUUGCAGCAUAUAUUGGUGCCAUGAACAGCGAUGACAACUAUGGGUUUCUGGUGGAAAAUGGUCUGAUCGUGGUUGCCUACAAAGACGGUUCUCCAGCACACCCACAUUUCAUGGACCCGGACCUCUGCCUCGAGUAUUGGAAUAAGUGGCUGUUUCGACUAGAGGAGUACAUGGAUAGAAAGGAGAGGAAAGAUAACACUGGCUAAUUGAGAGGCGCUUAGCUACAAAAUAAGUGUUGGGUUUUUUUCAAACAAAGGUCUUCUAUCUGUUUUUUCAUUGAUUUAUAUGAUGUGUGACCUCUCUGUUGCAGAUUGUUUCUG
Molecule: messenger RNA, 1371 nt
Organism: Polyodon spathula (Mississippi paddlefish)
Lineage: Eukaryota; Metazoa; Chordata; Actinopteri; Acipenseriformes; Polyodontidae
Gene: mgme1
Product: mitochondrial genome maintenance exonuclease 1
Exons: 6
Coding region: 160-1257 (365 amino acids)
Biological process (GO): mitochondrial DNA replication
Cellular component (GO): mitochondrion
Molecular function (GO): single-stranded DNA exodeoxyribonuclease activity
Source: RefSeq, a predicted model, not a curated record